CCAUUUUUGCCAGAAAGCCAAGAGGUCUUCAGGAGCUGGAGAGGUGAAAAGCCACAGAGUUCAGGCAAUUCAUGCUAUACACAGGCAAAAUUGUCCUGAAGGGGAUUCUAAGAGAUGAUCUCUAUGGCCACUUUAUGGCUUUCAGUGUGGCAAUGUGUACUCUCAUUAGUCCAAUGCUUCUUAAGCGGUACUCACAGUAUGCAGCUGACCUGCUGAAGUUCUUUGUUGAGAGAGGUAGGGAGCUGUAUGGACACCAUUUUCUGGUGUACAACACUCAUUCAAUGCUGCACAUUGUGGAGGAUGCUGUGUCUUUCAAUGGCCUGGAUAACUGCAGUGCUUUCAAGUUCGAAAACCACCUGAAAACAGUCAAAAGGAUGGUGAGGAGUGGUAGAUGCCCACUAUCUCAAGUUGUAUGUCGAAUUGAGGAGCAGCGACUACAGCCGAUAAAAAUGUCAAGGCAAAACGCAACCCUCAAGAACUUCAUUCUGAACAGCCAGGACUGUUGUGAGGUCAUUGAGGACAAGGACGGAAGCCAUCUGUGCCGUCUGUAUCAAUACCCAGAACCUCAUUUUCUGGAGCCUUGUGACUCCACAUUAAUUGGAGUGCUUAACCCUUGUGUUAUCUUCAGGUCAUUCUGACCCAUCAGUCAUUGUGACCCACCGUCGUAUUGCGACAAUUUUACCGCAUACAAAAACAAAGUGAAGCAUUUCCUUUUAACCGUUGGGCUGUCUCAGACUCCCCACAUUGCAAAGGUUAAAAUACAAUUUUUUUUAUUUGUUUUUGUAUUGGGUAAAAUUGGGUAAACACAACGAUGGUUUGUUAUGAACCUUUGGGUCAUGUGACCCGAAGGCAGCACAAGGGUUAAGUUUAAAAACACAGCGUUGAGAUGGAUCCCAAGCCAAAACUUGCACAGAGGUGCAAUUCGAAUUCCCAUGGGUGGAAAAACUGUUUUCAUGGCCAUUCUUCAUGAAAUAUGAGACAUUUUUUGAGGAAUACUGUUUACACCAGACCUGGGCAUUGUACGGAAAAACAAAAGGUUGAUACAGUUAUCUGUUUUUAACAUUUCCGGAGUUUUAAUAAGGAUCAUUGGACUGACUGUGCGCUUCACUAGCGUGAACGUUCCACCUCCACUAUUCCCUGUUUUUAUUGUAUCGUUGUAGCCUAUGUAUUAUUGGCACUUGCAGGUGUACGGCCAGGGCCCUGAUUGGAUAGUUUGCAUGUAUGUCCAGCUAUGCUUAGACCAGAGUGAUUAAUUGCCGUGAACCUCACUGCCGUUUUGGGUGUGUGUGCUCACUUAUUGCAUCGUCUUGACAUUUUGUGUGUAAUUGCAGUGCCUAUUUCACCGCGUUGUUAUUAGCUGUUAUUACAACUGGCCUCCUUCUCUCACUGAGAAGAACUGAACUGAAACAACUAAAUGAACCAGAACAAACAUGUAUUGCUUUUUGUAUAAAGUUGAUCAAUUGCAUAUCUUUAACAUACUGCAAAACAACUAUUCAUUGUUUGAAGAUUAACUAGUUACAAAUAAAAUGAAACACUUAUGGAAUUGUUUUUGUUUUUACUGUUUAUUACUUCUAUGGUCUUUUACUAUUUGACCUACACCACAAUUUGAUAUAUUUACAGAAUAUCCUUAUUCUUCUGAACCUGUAGCAGCUAAUCAACAUAUAUACUUUUACAAUGGGAGAAAAUGAAUAGUGAGCAGAAUUAAAUUCAAGUUAUUGUUGAUGUCGCCCUCCAACACAUUUCAGGUUUCUCAUGUGGCCCCUUGUAAAAAUGAAUUGCCCACCGCCGGUUUACACCGAUGCAAUACCAAUUUACUGUAAUAGCUUUACUUGCCUCUUAUAACAGGAUGUAUAAUAUUGUGGAGUUUACUGAGGAAGGGCUGGUUGGGAUUGUAGCCCAAUCCUGGACAUUUACAGACAAUGGGGAGACAUACAGUUAUUGGCCCCCGGCCCAUCCAACCAAGAGGGCCAGACAUAAUGAAAUGCCCGAUACGGCAUUAUGGAUCUCCAGAAAAGUGCGGGUGUUUGCAACUACAGGAGACUUUGAGAAAGCCUUGUGGUGGAGCAAGACGGCUGAAUAUCAAUCCACCGUUGAGACGGAAGACGAAGCUCCACAAAAACGAGUAGUCAAACGUCCGCACAAAUAUGUGGACAGUAGUGGAGAUGAGGAGCAGCCAUGGGUCAUGGAGAAGAGGCAAAAGAAAAUUAAAGAUUAUCCUACCACCGUCACACGGCCUGGCGACGUGUCCCUGUUAAAUAAUGAUGCCAUACACCCAGGAGUGGUAGAGGAGAACCCAUUGGAGGCCCAAGAAAACAGCUGGCAGCCCGCUGUACCAUCUUGGGAGAAAACAUUUCAGAAAAUUCAAGACACGUUACAGGUUAUUUUACAAAAAAUGGAGACCUUGGAGGAGAACCAGAGAGAGGCUCUCCUCUUCAGGCGGUCACAGGGCGGACAGGACAGGACUGUUUUAGACAUUCAGGUGUCCCAAACUUUGGCCGAACUCCAAGACCUGGAGGAGCGCCUUACAGUGCUGGAGUUCCGAAAGAGAGUGAUCCACCAUCUGAGCCUUGUCAGUGGGUCCAGCCCUGGAGAGUGCGUGAGGAGGGUGAUGCGGGCAUUGGCCACCAAUGCCGUAUGGAGCAGCUACAGCCUCAGGGGAAAGAAGGGGAAGCUGCCACUCCUCGGCACAGCCCUGAGCACGACAAUUAAACAUGCUGUGAUGAAGUGGCAGACCGGACUGGGGGAGAAGGCGGUAGAGCUCCUCAUAGGGGACAUGCUCAAACAUGCCCCGGCAGCCCAUUUGAAACGAGCCAGACAGGACCUGUAGCGGAUUGGGAGAAGAUUUUAGUUUUGCACUUUGUUUGUUUUGCACUUUUGUUUUGCUGUGUUUGUUUGGCACUUUUGUUUUGCAGUGUUUGCACUUUUUAUAUCAAGUAUGUAUAUAUUUUGGCCAUUUUAGUUUUUAUUCUAAAUGUUACAUACUUAAGCCCCUUAGGGGUGAGAGUUUGUACAUUGUCAUUUUAGCAGACGCUCUUAUCCAGAGCAACUUACAGUAAGUACAGGGACAUUCCCUGGAGGCAAGUAGGGUGAAGUGCCUUGCCCAAGGAUACAACAUCAUUUGGCAACCUUCUGAUUAAUAGCCUGAUUCCGCUCAGCCAUCUGACUCCCCUUUAGUAUAGGUAGACCACAUAUUUAAGAUUCCUAUAUGUUGAAUGUAUAUACCUUCCUGCCAAAGUAAAUUCCUUGUCUGUGCAAACUUUCAUGGCGAU
Messenger RNA from Osmerus eperlanus (European smelt), 3269 nucleotides. RefSeq lists its product as uncharacterized. The record is from RefSeq and is a predicted model, not a curated record. The coding region runs from base 1799 to 2827 and encodes 342 amino acids. NCBI's taxonomy places the organism in Eukaryota, Metazoa, Chordata, Actinopteri, Osmeriformes, Osmeridae. The transcript has 11 exons.